Messenger RNA from Solanum tuberosum (potato), 6363 nucleotides. RefSeq names its product putative disease resistance protein RGA3. NCBI's taxonomy places the organism in Eukaryota, Viridiplantae, Streptophyta, Magnoliopsida, Solanales, Solanaceae. The record is from RefSeq and is a predicted model, not a curated record. Gene Ontology annotation, molecular function: ADP binding; protein binding.
GGAUAUAAUGAAUUUCCAACGCCGUUCAAACGGUUCUUGAUCCUCCAGGAAAAUAGCUAGUCAGAGAAGGCUACUGUCCUUGUGUAUAUGAAGGGACUUGAGUCUUUUUUGGUACAAGUAGUUGAAUGGAUGACUAUUUGAAUGGGUCCAAAAUAGCUAGUUGAAGGCAUUAAGUUAUUGGUAGAUUAAUCAAUAUGCACAAAGUUGAUCACCAACCACAAGAAAAGAUAAUAUAUUAAUUAUUACAAGUCCAUGCCCUGCUCAAGUCAACUUUGAACUGUCCAUAUUUCAUUCCAACAUCUUACUUUGUUUCAAGAAUAUAGAUUCAUUGUUUACUUGCAUAAUUUUGUGUUACAAUUCCAGUAAUCUAGUAUAUUUUAUAGUGAAUUCAACAUAUGGCUGGAGCUUUCCUUCAAGUUCUGCUAGAUGAUCUCACUUUUUUCAUCCAAGGGGAACUUGGAUUGGUUUUUGGUUUCGAGAAGGAGUUUAAAAAACUUUCAAGUAUGUUUUCAAUGAUCCAAGCUGUGCUAGAAGAUGCUCAAGAGAAGCAACUGAAGUACAAGGCAAUAAAGAACUGGUUACAGAAACUCAACGUUGCUGCAUAUGAAGUUGAUGACAUCUUGGAUGACUGUAAAACUGAGGCAGCAAGAUUCAAGCAGGCUGUAUUGAGGCAUUAUCAUCCACGGACCAUCACUUUCUGUUACAAGGUGGGAAAAAGAAUGAAAGAAAUGAUGGAAAAACUAGAUGCAAUUGCAGAGGAACGGAGGAAUUUUCAUUUGGAUGAAAGGAUUAUAGAGAGACAAGCUGCUAGACGGCAAACAGGUUUUGUUUUAACUGAGCCAAAAGUUAAUGGAAGGGACAAAGAAGAGGAUGAGAUAGUGAAAAUCUUGAUAAACAAUGCUAGUGAUUCCGAAGAAGUUCCAGUACUCCCAAUACUUGGUAUGGGGGGACUAGGAAAGACGACUCUAGCCCAAAUGGUCUUCAAUGAUCAGAGAGUUACUGAGCAUUUCAAUCUAAAGAUAUGGGUUUGUGUCUCAGAUGAUUUUGAUGAGAAGAGGUUGAUUAAGGCAAUUGUAGAAUCUAUUGAAGGAAAGUCACUGGGUGACAUGGACUUGGCUCCGCUCCAGAAAAAGCUUCAGGAGUUGUUGAACGGAAAAAGAUACUUUCUUGUUUUGGAUGAUGUUUGGAAUGAAGAUCAAGAAAAGUGGGAUAAUCUUAGAGCAGUAUUGAAGAUUGGAGCAAGUGGUGCUUCAAUUCUAAUUACUACUCGCCUUGAAAAGAUUGGAUCAAUUAUGGGAACUUUGCAACUAUAUCAGUUAUCAAAUUUAUCUCAAGAAGAUUGUUGGUUGUUGUUCAAGCAACGUGCAUUUGGCCACCAAACCGAAACAAGUCCUAAACUUAUGGAAAUCGGAAAGGAGAUUGUGAAGAAAUGUGGGGGUGUGCCUCUAGCAGCCAAGACUCUUGGAGGUCUUUUAUGCUUGAAGAGGGAAGAAAGUGAAUGGGAACAUGUGAGAGAUAGUGAGAUUUGGAAUUUACCUCAAGAUGAAAAUUCUGUUUUGCCUGCCCUGAGGCUGAGUUAUCAUCAUCUUCCACUUGAUUUGAGACAAUGUUUUGCAUAUUGCGCGGUAUUCCCAAAGGGCACCAAAAUAGAAAAGGAAUAUCUCAUCGCUCUCUGGAUGGCACACAGUUUUCUUUUAUCAAAAGGAAACAUGGAGCUAGAGGAUGUGGGCAAUGAAGUAUGGAAUGAAUUAUAUUUGAGGUCUUUUUUCCAAGAGAUUGAAGUUAAAUCUGGUAAAACUUAUUUCAAGAUGCAUGAUCUCAUCCAUGAUUUGGCUACAUCUAUGUUUUCAGCAAGCGCAUCAAGCAGAAGUAUCCGCCAAAUAAAUGUAAAAGAUGAUGAAGAUAUGAUGUUCAUUGUAACAGAUUAUAAAGAUAUGAUGUCCAUUGGUUUCUCCGAAGUGGUGUCUUCUUACUCUCCUUCGCUCUUUAAAAGGUUUGUCUCGUUAAGGGUGCUUAAUCUAAGUAACUCAGAAUUUGAACAGUUAUCGUCUUCCGUUGGAGAUCUAGUAAAUUUAAGAUACUUUGACCUGUCUGGUAAUAAAAUUUGUAGUCUUCCAAAGAGGUUGUGCAGGCUUCAAAAUCUGCAGACUCUUGAUCUACAUAAUUGCCAGUCACUUUCUUGUUUGCCGAAACAAAUAAGCAAGCUUGGUAGUCUCCGGAAUCUUGUAUUUGAUCACUGUCCAUUGACUGCUAUGCCACCAAGAAUAGGAUUGUUGACAUGCCUUAAGACACUAAGUUACUUUCUUGUGGGCGAGAGGAAAGGUUAUCAACUUGGUGAACUACGAAAUUUAAACCUCCGUGGUGCAAUUUCAAUCACACAUCUUGAGAGAGUGAAAAACGAUAUGGAGGCAAAAGAAGCCAAUUUAUCUGCAAAAGCAAAUCUGCACUCUUUAAGCAUGAGUUGGGAUGGACCACACUGAUAUGAAUCCGAAGAAGUUAAAGUGCUUGAAGCCCUCAAACCACAUCCCAAUCUGAAAUAUUUAGAAAUCAUUGACUUCUGUGGAUUCUGUCUCCCAGACUGGAUGAAUCACUCAGUUUUGAAAAAGGUUGUCUCUAUUCUAAUUAACGGUUGUGAAAACUGCUCGUGCUUACCACCCUUUGGUGAGCUGCCUUGUCUAGAAAGUCUAGAGUUACAAGACGGGUCUGUGGAGGUGGAGUAUGUUGAAGAUUCUGGAUUCCCCACAAGAAGAAGGUUUCCAUCCCUGAGAAAACUUCAUAUAGGUGGCUUUUGUAAUCUGAAAGGAUUGCAGAGAAUGGAAGGAGAAGAGCAAUUCCCUGUGCUUGAAGAGAUGAAGAUUUCUGAUUGCCCUAUGUUUGUUUUUCCAACCCUUUCUUCUGUGAAGAAAUUAGAAAUUUGGGGGGAGGCAGAUGCAAGAGGUUUGAGCUCCAUAUCUAAUCUUAGCACUCUUACAUCACUCAAGAUUUUCAGUAACCACACAGUGAUUUCACUCUUAGAAGAGAUGUUCAAAAGCCUUGAAAAUCUCAAAUACUUGAGUGUCUCUUACUUGGAGAAUCUCAAAGAGCUGCCUACCAGCUUGGCUAGUCUCAAUAAUUUGAAGUGUCUGGAUAUUCGUUAUUGUUACGCACUAGAGAGUCUCCCCGAGGAAGGGCUGGAAGGUUUAACUUCACUCACGGAGUUAUUUGUUGAACACUGUAACAUGCUAAAAUGUUUACCGGAGGGAUUGCAGAACCUAACAGGCCUCACAAGUUUAAGAGUUACUGGCUGUCCAGAAGUGGCAAAGCGGUGUGAGAGGGGAAUUGGAGAGGACUGGCACAAAAUUGCUCACAUAUCAAAUGUGUAUAUUGAAGCUUUCCUUCAAAUUGUGAUUGAAAAUAUCACUUCUUUCCUUGAAGGGGAACUUUCAUUGCUUUUCGGUUUUGAAAAUGAGUUUGAAAAUCUUUCGAGCAGGUUUUCUACAAUCCAAGCUGUGCUUGAAGAUGCUCAGAUGAAGCAACUAAAGGACAAGGCGAUUAAAAACUGGUUACAGAAACUCAAUGCUGCUGCAUAUAAAGUUGAUGACAUAUUGGACGAAUGUAAAAAUGAGGCAGCAAGAUUCAGGCAGUCUCGAUUAGGACGCUAUCAUCCCGGGAUAAUCACCUUCCGCCAUAAGAUUGGGAAAAGGAUGAAAGAGAUGACGGAGAAACUAGAUGCAAUUGCUAAGGAAAGAAUGGAUUUUCAUUUGCAAGAAAUGAUUAUAGAGAGACAAACAGCUAUACGGGAAACAGGUUCUGUUUUGACUGAACCACAAGUUUAUGGAAGAGAAAAAGAGGAAGAUGUGAUAGUGAAAAUCCUGAUAAACAAUGUUAGUGAUACCCAACACCUUUCAGUCCUCCCAAUAGUUGGUAUGGGGGGACUAGGAAAGACGACUCUUGCGCAAAUGGUCUUCAACGAUAAGAGAGUAACUGAGCAUUUCCAUCCCAAAAUAUGGAUUUGUGUCUCCGAUGAUUUUGAUGAGAAGAGGUUGAUAAAGGAAAUUGUAGAAUUUAUUGAAAGAAUGUCACUUGGUGACAUGGGCUUGGCUCCACUUCAAAUGAAGCUUCAAGAGUUCCUGAAUGGAAAAAGAUACUUGCUUGUCUUAGAUGAUGUUUGGAAUGAAGAUCAAGAUAAGUGGGCUAAUUUAAGACAAGUCUUGAAGGUUGGAGCAAGUGGUGCUUCUGUUUUAACCACUACUCGUCUUGAAAAGGUUGGAUCAAUUAUGGGAACUUUGCAACCAUUCCGGUUGUCAAAUUUGUCUCAAGCAGAUUGUUGGUUGUUGUUCAUGCAAUGUGCAUUUGGACACCAAGAAAUAAAUCCCAACCUUGUGGCUAUCGGAAAGGAGAUUGUGAAAAAAAGUGGUGGUGUGCCUCUAGCAACCAAGACUCUUGGAGGUAUUUUGCGCUUCAAGAGAGAAGAAAGAGAAUGGGAACAUGUGAGAGACAAUGAUAUUUGGAAUUUACCUCAAGAGGAAAGGUCUAUUUUGCCUAUCUUAAGGCUUAGUUAUCAUCAUCUUCCACUUGAUUUGAGACAAUGCUUUGCGUAUUGUGCAGUAUUCCCAAAGGACACCAAAAUGGAAAAAAAGAAGGUAAUCUCUCUCUGGAUGGCACAUGGCUUUCUUUUAUCGAGAAGAAGCUUGGAGCUAGAGGAUAUGGGUAAUGAAGUAUGGAAUGAAUUAUACUUGAGGUCUUUUUUCCAAGAGAUUGAUGUUAGAUAUGGUAAUACUUAUUUCAAGAUGCAUGAUCUCAUCCAUGAUUUGGCUACAUCUCUGUUUUCGGCAAGCGCAUCAAGCAGCAAUAUCCGCGAAUUAAUUGAAAGAUUUUACCCACAUAGAAUGCCUAUUGGUUUUGCUGAAUUGGUGCCUUUUAAACCUCCUUAUCUCUUGCAAAAGUUUGUCUCGUUGAGGGUGCUUAAUCUAAGUAAAUUACACUUUGAGUCGUUACCCUCUUCCAUUGGAGAUCUAGGACAUUUAAGAUACCUGGACUUGUCUGGCAAUCUUAUAAUUCGUAGUCUUCCAAAGCAGUUAUGCAAGCUUCAGAAUCUGCAGACUCUUGAUCUACAUGGCUGCAGGUCACUUUGUUGUUUGCCAAAAGAAACAAGUAAACUUGGUAGUCUCUGAAAUCUUUUACUUAAUGAUUGCAAUAAAUUGACUUGUACGCCACCAAGGAUAGGAUCUUUGACAUGCCUUAAGACUCUAGAUUGCUUUGUAGUGGGCGAGAGGAAAGGUUAUCAACUUGGUGAACUAAGAAAUUUAAACCUCCGUGGUGCAAUUUCAAUCACACAUCUUGAGAGAGUUAAGAGGGAUAUGGAGGCAAAAGAGGCCAACUUAUCUACAAAAUUGAAUCUGCAUUCAUUAAGCAUGAUUUGGAAUGGAACGCAUAGGUAUGAAUCAGAAGAAGUUAAAGUGCUUGAAGCCCUCAAACCACACCCCAAUUUGAAAUCUUUAACAAUCAGUGGCUUCAGAGGAUUCUGUCUCCCAGACUGGAUAAAUCACUCAGCUUUGAGAAAUGAUGUCUCUAUUCUAACUAACGGUUGUGAAAACUGCUCGUGCUUACCACCAUUUGGUGAGCUGCCUUGUCUAGAAAGUCUAGAGUUACAAGACGGGUCUGUGGAGGUGGAGUAUGUUGAAGAUUCUGGAUUCCCCACAAGAAGAAGGUUUCCAUCUCUGAAAGGAUUGCUGAAAAAGGAAGGAGAAGACCAAUUCCCUGUGCUUAAACAGAUGAAGAUUGAGAAGUGCCCUGUGUUUGUUAUUCCUACCCUUUCUUGUGUCAAGAAAUUGGAACUUGUGUGCGAGGAAGAUGCAACAGGUUUCAGGUCCAUAUCUAAUCUUAGGGCUCUUACUUCCCUCAACAUUAGGGAUAGCAAAGAAGCUACUUCACUCCCAGAAGAGAUGUUCAAAAACCUUGCAAACUCUUUCUUUAAGAAUCUCAAAGAGCUGCCUACCAGUCUGGCUAGUCUCAAUGCUUUGCAGAGUCUGACAAUUGACCAUUGUGACGCACUAGAGAGUUUCCCUGAGGAAGGGCUGGACGGUUUAACUUCACUCACAAAGUUAUUUGUUGAAUACUGUAAGAUGCUAAAAUGUUUACCGGAGGGAUUGCAACACCUAACAGCCCUCAAAACUUUAACAAUUACUCGUUGUCCAAUAGUGGAAAAGCUGUGCGAGAAGGGAAUAGGACAAGACUGGCACAAAAUUGCACACAUUCCUAAUGUGAAAAUGCAUUCCUAAGUACUAUUUGUAAUUGUUUGUAGGGAUGUUUGUUUGUGAGUCUCUCUCAUUGGAUGCAAUUUUCUUUUGGAAACAAAUCAACAAUCUAUAUGUAUUAUACGCU